Molecule: messenger RNA, 261 nt
Organism: Penicillium riverlandense
Lineage: Eukaryota; Fungi; Ascomycota; Eurotiomycetes; Eurotiales; Aspergillaceae
Exons: 2
Coding region: 1-261 (86 amino acids)
Source: RefSeq, a predicted model, not a curated record
AUGGCUCGAGGUAGUUACACAGCACCCAAGGAUCAGCCCCGUGGCUUGAUCCUGGCGCUGAUCGACAACAAUAAUGUCAAUGCUCGGCCGGGGACCAUCGACCAUUGGAACGGCAGUAUCCGCUGCGCCUACCGUUCUCAACUGACGGUGGUCCAGGCGCAUGGUCAGGUCCAUUCCGCUGACCUGCCGGCGGUGCGAGAGCUGGCAAUCGGUUGUGUCAGAUGCGCUUCGGAGAAUAACAUCGAGGCGGUGUUGGUUUGA